This is a messenger RNA of Jaculus jaculus (lesser Egyptian jerboa), 601 nucleotides long. RefSeq names its product D-dopachrome decarboxylase. Lineage: Eukaryota; Metazoa; Chordata; Mammalia; Rodentia; Dipodidae. Gene Ontology annotation, molecular function: phenylpyruvate tautomerase activity. The transcript is spliced from 3 exons. The coding region runs from base 72 to 428 and encodes 118 amino acids. The record is from RefSeq and is a predicted model, not a curated record.
UGCCCGGCGCCCUUUCUCCCCCGAGCCUCUCCCGGGGAGCGGUGUCCGCUCGCUGCGUGCCGGUUGCCGACAUGCCGUUCAUUGAACUGGACACGAACCUGCCCGCCAGUAGCGUGCCCGCGGGGCUGGAGAAGCGGUUGUGCGCGGCCACCGCCUCCAUCCUGGACAAGCCCGAGGACCGAGUGAGUGUUACAGUGCGACCAGGCCUGGCCAUGGCAGUAGGCGGAUCCACAGAGCCCUGCGUCCAGCUACUGGUCUCCUCCAUUGGAGUGGUGGGCACCGCUGAGCAGAACCGCAACCACAGUGCCCGCUUCUUUGAGUUCCUCACCAAGGAGCUGGCCUUAGGCCAGGACCGGAUAGUUAUCCGCUUCUUCCCCUUGGAGCCCUGGCAGAUUGGAAAGAAAGGGACAGUCAUGACGUUUCUGUGAGUGGCACGAAGCAUCUAGGAGCCUGCGGCUCUUUCCAGAAGCCUUCUGGCAGAGUCAUGGCCUGGUAGAUGCCAGCUCCAGGUACCCCUUCCACAGACACAUGAUGUCGCUUCACCUCACGGUUGUCCUCUUCCCUGGCCUCAUGUCAAAUAAACGUUGAGAACAUCACCUCA